GCUCCCCCUCCCGCGUCAGUCGGCCGCCCCUACAACUCUACCCCGCUGCUUACUAUGGCCUUCCACAACCCGAGCAAAACAAACCAAUAAAACAGCAAUGGUAACCGACAAUACCGUCGUCCUACGGCUCGCUCAGAGCCCCAUCUAAUGAAACACCAAUAAUUUCCUUCGAGAGAAUUUUGGCACUUGACUCGCGUUUGUAUGGGCCCUCUCAGAUUAAAGUGAUUUGCUAGCUGCGUAACGUUAUAGUGCUCCAUCCCACCCUUCCCUGUCUCUGACUGACUCAAUCGUGAUGACAGAACCACACAGCCCUAUCUCAGCCUCCGUCCCCCAGACACCCCCAGGCAUCAUCAUGCCCCCAGCCGAUGGCAGCGGCACAGUGGUGGAGAUGGACCCUGUGGAGUACACCCUCCGCAAGCGUCUCCCCAGGAAGCUGCCCAAGCGCCGCAACGACGUGUACGUCAACAUGAAGACAGACUUCCGGGCCCAGCUGGCCCGCUGCCAGAAGCUCCUGGAGGGAGGAGGCCACAGGGAGAUCUGCGUCCAUGGUCUGGGCCUGGCCAUCAACAGGGCCAUCAACAUCGCCCUGCAGCUCCAGGCCAGCAGCCAGGGGGCGCUACAGCUGGCGGCCAACACGUCUACAGUGGAGCUGGUGGACGAUCUGGAGCCUGAGGACCCGGACGAGGUGGGGGAACCCAUGACACGCACCCGGAAUAAUUCGGCUAUUCAUAUCAAAGUGUUCUACCCAGACCCACAGUGAACCGAAACACAUCGCCAUCAGUCCAGGCUCGGUUAUGGCUAGCUACCUCCAUUGUCAUGGUGUCUGUAAUAUCAUAGUAAUGGAGGCUAGUCAUACUAGGGGUAUCUCACCUGGUCAAUCCCACCGGCUAUCCUAACCCUCUGCGGUGGCUAAGAUCCUGUUAUCCAGAUGUGAGGAAUAAUUAGAAGUAUCUAUGAACUGAGCUAAUUUCAGAGCUUUUGGAAGUUCUUUCUCAGCUUUGUCAUUUUGUUAUGCAUGUCAGUCAUAGCAGUGUAUUUGUUAGUAUCAAGAUGUGGUGUUUCAUGCCAUCAUUUCCAAUCCUUCAAUGUCUGAAAAAAACUCCCAUAGGAAAUGGGACAGACCACACUAAGGCUGCGUUUACACAGGCAGCCCAAUUCUGAUCUUUUUUCCACUAAUGGGUCUUUUGACCAAUCACAUCAGA
Molecule: messenger RNA, 1202 nt
Organism: Coregonus clupeaformis (lake whitefish)
Lineage: Eukaryota; Metazoa; Chordata; Actinopteri; Salmoniformes; Salmonidae
Gene: pop7
Product: POP7 homolog, ribonuclease P/MRP subunit
Exons: 2
Coding region: 293-760 (155 amino acids)
Biological process (GO): tRNA 5'-leader removal
Cellular component (GO): nucleolar ribonuclease P complex; nucleus; ribonuclease MRP complex
Molecular function (GO): nucleic acid binding
Source: RefSeq, a predicted model, not a curated record